UUUUUUUUCGACGUAGUUAACUUUUAUUUCCUAUCCUUCUCAGUUUGUCUUCUCACGAAGUCCACCUCCAUUUUUCCCUGUUAUUUACUUUCUCUGCGCUGCUCUGUUCUGUUAUGCUCUGCGAGAGCUCACUGAAGAAAGGGCAAAAAGUAGUGCUUUUAGACGCACAGAAACCCGCAAAGAAAUCAUGGGCGGCGAUGUGACAUCUUCUUCCGGAGAAGACUCGUCGUUGGACCAGGAUUUCUCCCAACUGUCUUCUCCCCUUCUCAGGGAUGGUUUGAACAUGAAGGUUGAUAAUUGUACAGUGGACGAAAGAGGCGAAUUGCUCUAUCAACAGUUUGACAAAGCAAGUCAUCAAAAUUCCUCAGUUUCUUUGGAGUUUGAAACUAAUCAGAGGAGGAGAGACCGUGUUUAUCGAGAAAUCUUGCGGAGUUUUGAUGAAUUGAGGAUUCGCAGUCGGAGAUUGGAAGAGGCAAAUAGCAAAAUCUUGAGCUACACUCCGGGAGCUUGGAUUGAAAAGGUUGGUGGCAUGAAAUUGAGUGACUAUGAUGUGCCAAAAACGACAUCUCUUCUAUUGAUUGGUCCAAAAGGAUCCGGGAAAAGUAGUCUUGUAAAUAGAAUUUCAAGGGUGUUUGAGAAUGACAAGUUUGCAUCUGAAAGAGCCCAAGUAACAUAUAAUUCAUCUCUUGGAGAUGGAACCUUCUUCCUUCAAGAGUACAUGAUCCCAAGAGGCUCAACGUCUUUUUGUCUCUAUGACACUCGUAGUCUAUCCGAGGAUUCAGAUGAUAAUAUUAAGAUGCUAAAGCAUUGGAUGACUAGGGGUGUUCGUCACGGGGAGCUUGUUGAAAGGGAUUCAGAUGGUGUGAGUUUAAGGACCAGAAUGAAGUGCAAAGCUCUCAAGAAUGGCUGUGUGUCCAGUGAGAUCAGAAAGGUUCAUUUUGUUAUAUUCGUCGUUAAUGGGGUUACCGUUUUGAAAUCAAUGGACAAUGAUAAAGAUGCAGAUGGACAAUACACCAAACUGAUUGCUUCCGCAUUCAACUGCCCGUACGUCUCAUUCCGAGAUGACAAGCCCAUUAUUGUUGUUACUCAUGGUGAUCAACUUUCAUGCUCUGAUCGUGCUCGUAUUCGCAUUCAUCUGGGAGAGCAACUGGGUAUCCCACCAACAAAACAGAUAUUUGAUAUCCCAGAAAUCCUUGACCCUGAAACUGAGCUGACGAUAGUUGAUAUGUUACGCUAUUCGCUUGAGCAUGCUGACAAAAAUCUCCCUCCAAAGCGAUUGUUUAUGAAUAAGAUGAACAAGGUUCUUUCUCCUCCUGUAUCAUCAAUUUUACUCGUGGUAAUGGUACUUGGAAUUGGUAUCAUUUUGGCAAGUGUACUUCGUGUGCAUAUUCACCAUGGUCCUGGGCCUCGAGCAAAAUUUCGCGGAGUUUGGGCAAACGCAAAACCGGACAUUGAAUGGCAUAAGAUUCGUCACUUGUGGCUAGGCUAAGGUUGUCAACUUUUACGUCUCACAAGUAGAGUGUCUUUCAAUCUUACACUCAACUGAAUGAAUCUGGUUUGUGUGCAUGCGCGCGCGCUUGUGCAUUGGUUCUGUUCUGUAUAUGCUUGUGCAGUUGACUGUUUCAUAGUUCAUACAAGUAUUUGUAAUUUAGCAUACCGAGCAAGUCCGCUUCUAUGACCAAAAAAUAACUUCCUCCAACUGAAAAUGACACUGAAUAGUUGCUUUCUUUAGUCACCCCCCCGCGGUUUUUUUUUUUCAAAGAACUUAGAAUCCUGCAC
Messenger RNA from Morus notabilis, 1779 nucleotides. RefSeq lists its product as uncharacterized. The coding region runs from base 188 to 1489 and encodes 433 amino acids. NCBI's taxonomy places the organism in Eukaryota, Viridiplantae, Streptophyta, Magnoliopsida, Rosales, Moraceae. The transcript is spliced from 9 exons. The record is from RefSeq and is a predicted model, not a curated record.